Messenger RNA from Cuscuta epithymum, 1622 nucleotides. The record is from the annotation of a GenBank genome assembly. Lineage: Eukaryota; Viridiplantae; Streptophyta; Magnoliopsida; Solanales; Convolvulaceae.
AGGUGAUCUCUUCGACUCUUCACUAGCUGCUUUAGCGUCACUGAAGUUGAAAGAUUCUAAGAAAGGGCGACAUGAAGCGACAAAUGGACGAUGACUGCCCACAGCAAGUGACCAAAGACCCGAAGUUAAUCAAACUAUCGAAGCCUCUUCCAAGCAGGACAGACCAUCACCCAUUGAAUGGUGUGGAUGAGCAGGCAGUUGCACCUCCUCCUCCUUCCAAUGUAAACGCUGCAGGAGUGGUUCUUCCUAGACAGAUAAGAAUGUCCCGUGGAAACAUCCGAGCUAACUCUCGGGCUAAAGUUUGCGCCUUUUAUGUUCCUGAUGAUUGGAAAUCUUAUGGAGGGGAUGUCUUUGCAUUAGCUCUGGACAAGGCUGCUGAGACAAGUGACGAUCUCUGUCUUUGUACAAAUGUUGCCUGCGUUCUUCGUAUCGUUCUUCCCGAUUUGAAGGACGAGUUGCUCAAUGCUCUUUAUCAGCUAGGUGUAUCUCCUAUGGUUGUUUCUAUCCCUUCCCAAGCCGAUGAACACCUGAUUACCUUUGAUGACAUCCCGGAAUACGACUGGCCAAAUAUUUUAGUUAGGGGUGCCUUUUGCAUUUUCACACUGUUCAGGACUGUUUCUCCAGCCCACUACACCCAAUGUAUGUUGAAGAGGUUUGAGGCACUAAAAAGUAUUGUAGGAUGUGUCCCUAAUGCUGAGAUCCCUAUUCCUCUAAACCAGUCCAAGGCUAGCAUUCUGCGUAUGAAGCUCGGAUCAAACCGGGCACUCAUAAAGAGGACAAUCGAACUGAUUCUUGGUUUCAAGAAUGGGUAUCAAAGCAUUGCUUCUGUCAUGAGGUAUGUAGCCAAAAUCCUGUCCUACAAUGUCAGGGAUGAUUUUACAUUCAUAUAUUAUACCUUCGGGAAAUACGAAUCGCCCGUGCUGAGUGACCCGAGAGUGGAACAAGAGGUCGUAAAACUUGAAGAGGCUCUUGAAUUGAUGAAAGAUUCAGAUUACCCGCAGUUCACUCGAUACCUGGCUUCCACUGCUGACUUAUUCAAGCUGGAGGGGUCUAGAUUCCCUACUUUGAUGUCUGUUGCACAAAAGAUCAAAGCUGAGGAGCAGCGAUCGGGUGUAUUAUCGGGUAGUGAAACUAAUCACUACCAAUUUGUUCUAUCCAAGUCUUUCGGUGCUGAUAAAGACCUUGUUAAGGACCUGUGCCGGAUUCAUUCUGCUGGCAUGGCAGAAAAACAAAGAAGUAUGGUCGAGUGGUUAACAACUGAUUUAGAAGAUUUUUGAGCGCUUCUCGUUGUUUGAUGGCUUGCGAGAUCACUAAGAUACUAACAUAAAAGUCGGGGCAUUGUGGAAUUAGUAGUGACUAGUGAAUGAUUUUGAUGUUUGUUGGAUGUUUCCUUUUGGCAUUGCUAUCACUAUGUUGAGUAAUGUACUUAGUUUUGCAGACAUUCAUGAUUCUAUAACUUGAGGACUUUUUGCUGCUCUUAGGAGGUGGCUUAGCUUUUUGGUUGUUCUAUCUAAUAUUCUGUUGUCUGGCUGUGCUCGGCUAGUUUCUUAGUUUAACUGACCAUGUACUUGGGUUUUACCAUGUAAAACUUUCGAGUUUUUGUCAUUUUUUAGUACUCAAUU